Molecule: messenger RNA, 2289 nt
Organism: Branchiostoma belcheri (Belcher's lancelet)
Lineage: Eukaryota; Metazoa; Chordata; Leptocardii; Amphioxiformes; Branchiostomatidae
Product: alpha-aminoadipic semialdehyde dehydrogenase-like
Exons: 14
Coding region: 49-1662 (537 amino acids)
Molecular function (GO): aldehyde dehydrogenase (NAD+) activity
Source: RefSeq, a predicted model, not a curated record
CUUUAACCCCACUGCUGCCAUCCCUCUGCACCACUCUGCACCACAUGCAUGGCGACCAUACUGCGUGUCACGAGGCAAGCUCUAGUCAUCCGGUCUUCUCUGUCCCACUGCAGGAGACUAUCCUCCGCCAGCAUGUUGAUUGAGCAAGAGAAAUACUCCUGGCUGGAGCAGCUGGGGCUUUCUGCCGAGAACAAGGGCGUGUUUAAUGGAGAAUGGGGCGGCAGGGGCGAGGUGGUGACCUCCAUGUGCCCGUCCAAUGGGGAGCCUAUCGCCAAGGUGACACAGGGCAAUGUGGAGGACUACAGAGACACUGUACAGAAGGCCAUGGCAGCCUGGGACGUUUGGGCAGAUGUGCCAGCUCCCAAACGUGGUGAGGUUGUGCGGCAGAUCGGCCAUGCUCUGCGGGAGAAGGUUGACCUCCUGGGUGCCCUGGUGUCCCUGGAGAUGGGGAAGAUCAGGCCUGAGGGUGUGGGGGAGGUGCAGGAGUACAUUGACGUGUGUGACUACGCCGUGGGGCUGUCACGCAUGUUCGCUGGGAGAGUCCUGCCUUCAGAACGUCCUGGCCACGCCCUGCUGGAACAGUGGAACCCCCUGGGUCUGGUGGGGAUCAUCACGGCCUUUAACUUCCCUGUGGCCGUGUACGGCUGGAACAGCUCCAUCGCUCUCACCUGCGGCAACGUCUGUAUAUGGAAAGGAGCACCCACAACACCACUUGUCAGUGUAGCCAUUACCAAAAUCCUCCAGUCGGUAUUGGAGGCCAACAACCUGCCAGGUGCGAUCUGCUCUCUGGUCCAGGGCAGUACGGACAUCGGGCAGGCCAUGGCUACAGACACCAACGUCAACCUGCUGUCCUUCACCGGCAGCACUCCGGUUGGCAAUGUGGUAGGCACCACUGUGCAGCAGAGAUUUGGGAAGGUUCUGUUGGAACUGGGAGGAAACAACGCCAUCAUCGUGCUGGAUGACGCAGACCUGGACAUGGUGGUACGCUCCGCCCUGUUCGCCUGUGUCGGUACAGCAGGACAGAGGUGCACAACCACCAGGCGGCUGAUUCUGCACGAGUCCGUCCACGAUGAGGUUGUGGCCAGACUGAAGAAGGCGUACAGUCAGGUGCCCAUGGGUGAUCCUCUGGAUGAUGGAGUGUUGUAUGGCCCCAUGCACAGUCAACAGGGGGUGGACCUGUACAACAAGGCUAUUGAAGAUGCCAAAGCCCAGGGUGGCAAAGUGGAGUGUGGAGGAAAGGUUGUGGACCGGCCUGGCUACUAUGUGGAGCCCACCAUAGUGACUGGUCUCCCCCAUGAUGCAGAAGUGGUACACAGGGAGACAUUCGCACCCAUUGUAUAUGCCCUGAAAACAAAGAGUAUGGAGGAGGCCAUAGCCUGGAAUAACGAGGUGAAACAGGGAUUGUCCAGUAGUAUCUUCACAGGGAACCUGGGAAAUGUCUUCAAGUGGAUCGGUCCAAAGGGUUCGGACUGUGGAAUUGUGAACGUGAACAUUCCGACCAGCGGUGCGGAGAUCGGCGGAGCGUUUGGUGGGGAGAAGCACACGGGAGGGGGGCGGGAGUCUGGCAGUGACGCCUGGAAGCAGUACAUGAGGAGAGCCACAUGCACUAUCAACUAUGGAAAGGAGCUUCCUCUGGCUCAAGGGAUCAAGUUUGGAGAGUAAGAUUACUGGAACAGCUGCAGUCAUGUUCAUGUACCUCACAAAUGGACAGGACAAAAUGUGGGAGGGUGACUUAGAGUACCACUAGAAUCUGCGUGUAGGUUUCUCUGGGAAACAGAAUUAUGUCUUGUCUUAAAGUCUACCAGUAGUACAACUUAUUUUGUUACUAAUUGUUACGGGUGUAUCGACAAAAUCUCUACAUUGUUAAGUGUUUUAUGCCUAAAUCAUACUAGUAAUCUGUCCUGUCAUUGAGAAAGUUUUGUUGCCUUAAGUAUUUCGUUGCCACAAGGUUGAAACAUCUCAUACUGUUUUGCAAAUGGCAAUUUCAGUUCACCAACAUUGUGCUUUACUGUAACAUCGCCCCAUACCUGAAUGGAAUUUUGCUGUUCAAUAUCACAGUUGCUAGAAUCAGCACAUAUUUUGACUUGGAUGUACAAAUGAUUGCCAUUCUUAUGUGUGGUAUAUGGCUAGAGGUCGAUAAUGGAAUUCUGGUGAAAACUCAUGAUAGAAUAUUAGAAGAAGAAUUUAGUUAAGUCCCUGUAACACAUUCAUAAGGCCACACCAAUUUAAUUUGUUGGUUAACAGAUUUUCCUAGAAAAAUAAUGGAGCGGGCGGGCGAAAAAAAAAAAA